This is a messenger RNA of Metschnikowia bicuspidata var. bicuspidata NRRL YB-4993, 2239 nucleotides long. RefSeq names its product mitochondrial 37S ribosomal protein uS2m. Gene Ontology annotation, molecular function: structural constituent of ribosome. Lineage: Eukaryota; Fungi; Ascomycota; Pichiomycetes; Serinales; Metschnikowiaceae. The transcript has a single exon. Gene Ontology annotation, cellular component: mitochondrial small ribosomal subunit; ribosome. The record is from RefSeq and is a predicted model, not a curated record. Gene Ontology annotation, biological process: translation. Bases 244 to 1743 code for a protein of 499 amino acids.
GGGAAUUCCCCGGCCCUGUUCCGCCAAGCCUUCCGGAUCCGUCCUACGGCUCCGGAUCGUUUGCCGCUGCGGCAUAUCGCUGCUCCUUCGGGGCCUGUUCUUCGACGGGUGUCUGGCCUGGGCGGGUCACGUGCGCGCCGGAGAAAAUUUUAAAGCGCACCUGUACCAGGCGCACCACCACCAGCUCCACGGCACGUUUAACCACGCACAAACCGCCACGAAACGCCCCCUGAACAACCUAAAAUGCUCAGAAUUUCUGGAAGGGCACGGAGCACCAUGUGCCAGCGCCGGCUCGUGGGCGGGAUGGUUCGCAUGAACUCGACCGCUACCGUCGGCACACGUGACACGGCCACCGAGCCUGCGCUGGCCGAAGUUGCCCAGCAGAAAUUGCGGGAGAAAGUCAUGGCCGAGGCCCUCGCAAAGGAGGAGCAGGCCAUGUUGAAGGCCAAGGCCUUGCGGGAGUUGAAGGAGCGCACCCGACUUGCUGUGCACGCGUUGAACAACACUCCCUCGCAGGCGCUUGAAGACCGCAUGCUGCACUUGCAGAGCCAGCUCGACCUGCUUCCGGACCAGAAUAAUGUCAAGCAGCUCGACGAGCAGAUCGAAGACUUUUUGUUCGAGAGCAUGCGCUUGCCCGCGGCCGAAGUCGGAUAUGCGCCCUGGACCAGGUCCUCCGAAAACCACAAAGAUGGCACUGGGCAGGUGGGCAGCGCCCCGGCGCAGCGGAUCCGCACCACCAGCAGCGGUUCUAUUGCGCACCAGUUCCCCAACUUGCAGCCCACCCCAGACUAUAAGGCUUACUCGGAACAGGAGCUCUUCUUGAGACAUAUGGCGCACGUGGGCCACACGGGCCACUUGGGAACGCACCAGACACAGGUCUACGAGCCCAGUGAGGACACGUUCAACCCGCGGUCUGUUUCGGAGCUUUCUAUCGCGCAAUUGAUGGCCGCGGAGUGCCACUUGGGCCACGCCAAGGCGCUCUGGAGACCGUCCACACAGCCCUUCAUCUACGGUGAGUACCAGGGCGUGCACCUCAUUGAUCUCAACCACACGUUGGUUGCGUUGCGCAAGGCCGCCAAGGUCACCCGCGCGGUCGCUGCCAAAGGCGGUGUCAUUCUUUACGUCGGCACCUCGCGGCUCAAGGAGCAGCAGGUGGCGUUGGAAGAGGCCGCACGCCGCUCAAACGCAUACUGCGUGACUCACCGCUGGAUCCCCGGCACCAUCACGAACUUCACGGAGGUUUCGCGCCAGAUCCUGGGGCCCCAGAAGGCGUUGGUAAACCUCGCUGACGAGCCCACAGGCAAGUACUUCACGACCACGGAGGGCACGAUCAUCAAGCCUGACUUGAUUGUGUUGAUGAACCCGGUCGAGAACAGAAACUGUAUUGGAGAGAGCAUCAAGCUGCGCAUCCCAACCAUUGGGCUUUGUGACACCAACAUGGAGCCGACGUUGUUGACAUACCCAGUGCCAUGUAACGACGACUCCAUGCGUGCGUCGUCGCUCAUCUUGGGUGUUUUGCUGAGGGCCGCCCAGGAGGGGGUGCAGGAGAGAAAGCUGGCAUUUGCCCACUACAAGCAGGCGCAGGGGGCCUCGUUGGCAGCUACUAAGAUGGAGAUGGAGAAGAAGACGGGCGAUGCGGCAACGGAAAGCGUGGCUACGGAAAGCGUGGCUACAGAAAGCGUGGCCACUGACGUGGCAACCUCCGACAGAGCUCCCACCGCUGAGACCGAGCAGGCUGUCUAAACAUUACCCGUAAAGUAUCAAGCAUGCAUUUAUUCUAUAUGUAUAUAGUGCCAUUCUAUACGACUUGGCAGUUCUGGGCACCAUACACUGUCAGCAAGAAGCCUCGUGGUAUCCAUCCUCGUAAUUAGCACGGGUCCUGCCUACUCUUUGUGGCUUGUCUAGCAGUUACUCCUCUUUCUUAGCGUCGACUGUGGUCUCACCAUCGCUCUCUUCGUCGGAUCUCUCGUCAGCGGCAACUCCUCCCACCGCAUAUCUGUAGAGAAUGCGGCAAAUCAAGAAGAGCCAGUACAAGUUAAGAAGCUGCAAGGCAACCAACAAGCCCAAAACGAUUGGUUGCGAAAACCAAAACUUGUACAGCUGCGUAGCGUUGUUCAACGUGCACUCGCCCACCGUAAGGAACUCGGUCAUCACAGACCAAAUAAUCUUCAAAUUGAUCCAGUGUCUCAAGUAGAUCCACACCCCCACAAAAAUUACAAAGAACGGGCCUGCAAGCGGG